Molecule: messenger RNA, 1347 nt
Organism: Oldenlandia corymbosa var. corymbosa
Lineage: Eukaryota; Viridiplantae; Streptophyta; Magnoliopsida; Gentianales; Rubiaceae
Source: the annotation of a GenBank genome assembly
AAUUGAUCAUAUUUAUGCUUAGCCAAUUAAGUUAUUGGUUCCUAACUAAUAAAGCUCCAACUUACCAACCAUAUUUCAUAUCUUUUCUUCCUUCCUUCCUUCCCAUAUAAAAACCCUACCCAUGCAUCACUCUUCUUCAACAAAAUCAUCCCUUUUCUUUUCUCUACAUUCAUAUAUUGAAAAUUAAUAGGGCUCUAGCUUGGGUUUCCCCAAAGAGAGAAGAAAAAAGAAAGCACCUAAAACAUGAUGAAGCAAGUUUCAUUUCCAUUAUCAUUACUAGUGAUAAUUGCUCUCUUCCAAUGCCAAACCGAAAUCCAAGCUCAAGUAGCGCCCUCACCCGGUCCAGCCGGUCCGACUAACAUAACCAAAAUCCUCGAAAAAGCCGGCCAGUUCACCACAUUCAUCCGGCUAAUGAAAGUCACCAGCAUGAGUGAUCAGAUCAACAACCAACUCAACAACUCGCAAAAUGGGAUGACCGUAUUAGCCCCGACCGACAACGCGUUCUCGAGCCUGAAAGCCGGCACGCUGAACUCGUUGACCGAUCAGCAAAAAGUCCAACUCAUGCAAUUCCACGUCAUUCCCUCGUAUCUCUCCAUGUCACAGUUCCAAACCGUGAGCAACCCGGUUCGGACUCAAGCCGGUGACGUGUCCGCCCGGUUCCCUCUGAACGUGACGACUUCCGGCAACCAAGUGAACGUGUCGACCGGAGUCGAUGACGCCACGGUAGAUAACGCGAUUUAUACCGACGGCCAGCUGGCGGUUUAUCAGGUGGAUAAGGUGCUUCUUCCUCUGAGUUUGUUCGGGGCUCCGUCUCCGGCCGAAGCUCCGGCCCCAUUGUCGGCCCUGCCCAAGAAAAAGAAGCCCUCCGGUGGUCCGGAAUCUGGCGAUGACGCUCCGGCCGCCGAUUCGUCGGGGGCGGCGGCUGACGCGGCUUUGCAUGGCAUGGUCGCUUGUUUAGGAGCGGGAAUAUUAUUCUUGGCCACAUUUUGGUCGUGAGGGACUUUUACUUACGUGUUAUAUCGAUCGACGGUUGCGAUUGGAUCUCAUCGGUGGGAUCAAAUUUUUGAUUGAGUACGUGGCGUCAUGUGAUGUGAUCAAGUAUCUGAUUCAACGGCCGAGAUGAAGAGAUGGUGUGUUCUAAAUAAUCUCAGAUUAAAAAUUGUCGUCUUCUUUGUUAAAAUUCAUAGUCAUACGACCAUUAUUUGAUACGCUAGAUUUAUUUGUAUCUUCUUUUUUUUUUCCAGUGUAAUUUCAUGUAACAUGUCCAUUUUAUGUUUUAUAUGAGAAGUUUACAUUCAUUUUAUUUUUUUCUUUUUGGUGCAAAAUGUAAUCCUGUUUCUAUUAAUA